Molecule: messenger RNA, 297 nt
Organism: Schistosoma rodhaini
Lineage: Eukaryota; Metazoa; Platyhelminthes; Trematoda; Strigeidida; Schistosomatidae
Source: the annotation of a GenBank genome assembly
AUGAAGAUGCCAUCAAAUAAAACCAGUUGGUGUCCUGGAUUGUGUUGGUCCGUUGUGUGGCUGCUUAUCUGGUUCUUGGCUUGGCCAAUGGCUUUUGUGCUAGCCAUAGUUGAAGUGUUCAUCAUUCCUUUCUGUGUUUGCUUCGAGAAAGCCAAAACGGCGUGUGAAUUCAUCGAUAGGAUAUAUAAGGUUUUUGCAUUCGAUCCAAUAGAUAAUGCUAGAUAUAUGCGUCCAUUGUUGUAUAAUCCUGGUAUACCUGUUCCUUCUUCAGAUCCAGAUGCUCCACAAUUUGUUUGA